Castor canadensis (American beaver) is the source of this 4189-nucleotide messenger RNA. It is a transcript of the gene Znf319, whose product is annotated as zinc finger protein 319. NCBI's taxonomy places the organism in Eukaryota, Metazoa, Chordata, Mammalia, Rodentia, Castoridae. Gene Ontology annotation, cellular component: nucleus. The record is from RefSeq and is a predicted model, not a curated record. Gene Ontology annotation, molecular function: DNA-binding transcription activator activity, RNA polymerase II-specific; RNA polymerase II cis-regulatory region sequence-specific DNA binding. Gene Ontology annotation, biological process: regulation of transcription by RNA polymerase II.
UCCCGGCGCUCCUCCGCCCCGGCCCCGCUAGCCCGGUCGCGCGCGUCGCUUCCCCUAUUCCGGACGCUGCAAGCCCGUCCUCCGUCCCCGGGCCGCCGCUACGCGAGGCCGAGGAUUGGCAGCGCGCGUAGGCCGCGCCGCCGCUGAUGGAGCCGGAAUAAAGGGGCUUGUGAGAAAGCAGCUGGUCGCCGCCCGCCCCCGCGCCUGGCCCCACGGGCGGUCUGGAGCAGAACUGAUCACUGGGGAAGGCAGAGCCUCCCUGCCAUUGCUGGGACCCUGCCUUGAAGAGCCCCCUGUCCUGUAGACACAGCCUGUGGUCUGUCUUCUUGGUUAAUGACUGGGGCAGUCUGACUAGUCCUCUGCUGUGCCUUGUCUGAGGUCCUUGACCAUCCCUGAGAUCAGGCAGCUUCUCUCUCUGGGUUGGGUCACCUUAAGCGGGAAACUGAAGCCAUUACUCUCCAAACCCUGUUUCAUCUUCCCAAGUAUGUCGGAAAGUUGGCAGCAGCCGCCUCAGACACAGCCCCAGCAGCCACAGCCACCGCAGCCCCAGCACCAUGCAGAGCCACCCCCAGCCCUGGCUGAGCAUGCGCUGCCCCCAGGCACAGCUGAGAAUCCCCUGGGCUGUGCUGUCUAUGGCAUCCUCCUGCAGCCGGACCCCGGCCUGCAGCCCCCCCAGCAUGCACCUCUGCCAGCAGCAGGCGAACCAGGUCCCAAAUGCGGUGUGUGUGGUCAUGACCUGACACACCUGUCCAGCCCCCAUGAGCACCAGUGCCUGGCUGGCCACGACCGCUCAUUCCAGUGCACACAGUGUCUCAAGAUCUUCCACCAGGCCACGGACCUGCUGGAACAUCAGUGUGUGCAGGCCGAGCAGAAGCCUUUUGUCUGCGGCGUCUGCAAGAUGGGUUUCUCACUGCUUACCUCGCUGGCGCAGCACCACAGCGCGCACACUGGCCUGGUGAAGUGCUCCAUCUGUGAGAAGACCUACAAGCCUGCUGAGUCCUCGGAGCCCGCCACCACUGCUGCCCCCUCUCUCCCCACAGCUGCCCCGACUCCAACUGUCGCCCCUGUGGAACAGCCUGAGAAGCCCUAUAGCUGCCCCAUCUGCCAGAAGCCCUUCAAACACCUGUCAGAGCUCUCUCGGCAUGAGCGUAUCCACACUGGCGAGAAGCCGUACAAGUGCACGCUGUGCGACAAGAGCUUCAGCCAGUCGUCCCACCUGGUGCACCACAAGCGCACGCACAGCUCGGAGCGGCCCUACAAGUGUGCGGUCUGCGAGAAGACCUUCAAGCACCGCUCGCACCUGGUGCGCCACAUGUACGCGCAUUCAGGCGAGCACCACCUGUUCCGCUGCAAUGUGUGCGAGUUGCACUUCAAGGAGUCCUCAGAGCUGCUGCAGCACCCAUGCACCCCGAGUGGCGAGCGGCCCUUCCGCUGCGGCGAGUGCCAGAAGGCCUUCAAGCGGCCUUCAGACCUGCGGCAGCACGAGCGCACUCACAGCGCUGAGCGGCCCUUCAAGUGCGACCUGUGCCCCAUGGGUUUCAAGCAGCAGUACGCACUCAUGCGGCACCGGCGCACGCACAAGACCGAGGAGCCCUUCAAGUGUGGCCUGUGCGAGAAGGGCUUCGGGCAGCCCAGCCACCUGCUCUACCACCAGCACGUGCACACUCUUGAGACGCUCUUCAAAUGCCCUGUGUGCCAGAAGGGCUUCGACCAGUCUGCUGAGCUGCUGCGGCACAAGUGCCUGCCGGGCUCCACCGAGAGGCCCUUCAAGUGCCCCGUGUGCAACAAGGCCUACAAGCGGGCGUCUGCCCUGCAGAAACACCAGCUGGCACACUGCGCAGCAGCCGAGAAGCCCCUGCGCUGUACCCUCUGCGAGCGCCGCUUCUUCUCCUCCUCCGAGUUUGUGCAGCACCGCUGCGACCCGGCCCGCGAGAAGCCACUCAAAUGCCCGGACUGCGACAAGCGCUUCAAGUAUGCGUCAGACCUGCAGCGGCACCGGCGGGUGCACACGGGCGAGAAACCCUAUAAGUGUCCCAACUGCGACAAGGCCUUCAAGCAGCGUGAGCAUCUCAACAAGCACCAGGGCGUGCACGCACGAGAGCAGCAGUUCAAGUGCGUGUGGUGUGGCGAGCGCUUCUUGGACGUGGCCCUGCUGCAGGAGCACAGUGCCCAGCACAGCGCUGCCGCUGCAGCUGCUGAGGGUGCCUACCAAGUGGCUGCCUGCUUGCCCUGAGGCCACGCCCUGGCCAGGCCCAACCCAGCCCAGCCUGUCUCCUUGCAGCUGUAUCGCCCCACACCCCCAUCCAGCUCCAUGUUCUGAAGGCCCCAGAGAGAAGACAGAAGGGUCUUAGGAAGAUGGAGGGUGGGUGUGCCCAGUCCUGGCACCAGCCUGGCAGCAGGGGAGGCAGCCAGAUUGCUAUAGCCAGUCCUGACUCUGUAAACCUCUUUCUGGUCACAGGAUUCACCUUCUGAGAGCUGUCAGCCUCCCUUAUCUCUGAGGGCCUAGAAUCUCAUGGGACUGUCAAGUGACCUCUCUGCUCCAGGGUUGGGGGUGCCAACCCAAUAUCCCCCAACUCUUUCAGCCUCCUUAGAAAGCAGAUAGUUUCUCCUCUGGAAGGAGGAGGAAUAUGCUAGGGCCUGCACCCCUGAAAUGGGCGGGUGUAGGGGAUCCCAUGCUGUUUAGGGGAGAAGGCCAGCUUUGUAGCACAGCCCUGGGGACCAGGAAGGCAGACCAUGAGCAACCGCCCUCUGUCUUCCACAGCCAGGGGUGAUGUUCUCCCUAUGUUUCUGACAAGUGAGACGUACAAAAUAGGGGUUUAUGAGCCCGGUCUCUUUGGAGACCAGGGGACCCAGCCAGGUGGAGGGAAGCAGUGACUUUCCUGUGACAUCCUCAACUAGGACAGUGCUGUCAGUGGGGAAAGGAGGACGAGCAGCUGUUUGUACCUGGGGUCAACUCCUCACUUUGGAAGUUGCUUGGUUGCUGUGUAGUUCUGAACUGUGGGGAACGUGCCCUCAGCCAGUAAGAGCUGCCGAUUUGAAGGGAGGAGACUGCUAGACUCUGGGGCUGGGAGAAGGUAGGGCCAAGCCCAUGAUCUUUCCAGCAGAUGCAAGCAUUCCCCCCCAACACACACACACACAUUGUGUGAACCAAAGUAUCCAGGCUCAGGGACAUGGCCCCAGUCAGCCUGCCCCAGCCUUGCCUUAGAGCCAAAGCUAGGCCUAGGGACCCAGGGUAGGGAAGGUUUCUAACUCCACAGUGCCCUUCCAGCCCGUGGGAAUACCACCCUUCUAUCAGUCUGGCUGCUGGCCUGGACCUGAGGGAUCUCCUGUUGCUAAAAUUCCCUGACAUGUCUGGCUACAUUGAGACCACUCUAGGGCUCUGGCUACCCUCAGGGCUAUUGGAGCAUCAGGUGUCCAGAGUACAGGGAAUGGGGAACAAGUAGAGUAAGGAAUACAGUAGGCAGUAUUCUUGGCAGAUGCAUGGUCAGCCAACGUUUCUGAAUAGCCAGGACCCUCUCGGGAGCCCAGCCAACCUUUAUUGUCUAAAUUGCCAUUCUGAACCCAGCUCUGCGCCCUGCCCUCUUCCAGCCCUACCUCUCUCUAGUUGUGGGUCUUGAAAGAAGACUGAAGAGUACAGAGGCCAAGGGCACUGAGAGGCAGGAAAAUGCACCACCUCACCCUUCUCACCUUGGGAAGUCUGAACAGCCACACCCACCUCUUCUGUUUGACUGGAUUCUCUCUUGUGCCCAUAGAGAGGGGCUGGCACUCAGUCACAAUGCCUCAAGACUGAAUCCAGGCUUGCAACUGUCCCAACUACUAAUUUUUUCCUUUCACUUUGCUUUCUAAAAGCAGUUUGUUACACUAUUCAUAGCAUUGUAUAGUUUAAUUUCAUGUCAUUUUGGAUCUUAUAUAUAAAUGUGGGAAUCUGGAUUUUUAAAAAGAAUGACUCCAUUUUAGGUAGCCACUUUCGAUGUUAAUAUAUAGUGAGUCCAAUGUAUGCUUUAGAAGUAAAGACAUUGACCGUCACAGGCCGAGCUCUGCUUGUCUGCUCAUUCUUCACAGGGACCAUGUGGACUUGGAGGGCUGAGAGAGGUGUGCAGACCAGAGUGGCAGGUUGGGUCUGGGAUGCAGGGCUGGUUUUGAAUCCCGAGCUUUGAGCGUUCUGGCUGUGAGACCUUGGGCAAGUCAC